AUGGCGUGCUACUUAAAGGCGGGCCUCGUGCUGGUGCUCAGCGGCGCGGCUGGCCGCCCUCUGGAGAAGGACCACCACGUUCUACUGCGACGGGAGAUUGGCUCGUCAGGCGAGAUCCUGCCAGCGCAGCCGCGUCCUGAGGACGAGGGCGGGUAUGUGAUCCUGCGUCACAUCGCACGGCACAGCGCCAAGGCCACGGAGAGCGACGCGGGCGGCGCGCCGGUGGGCGCCGAAGACCGGCCAGUGCUUGCUGUCUUGCCGGCGGCGGAAGAGCAGGAUGCCGAGGCCCGCGAGGGGCUCGCUGCUCGGAGGUGGUGGCCCACAGCCGCAGCCACGGCCCACGCAGCCGCAGCAGCGGCGAAGGCCGUGGCGGCGCCAAGCAAGGCCUACGCAGCCGCAGCGGCGAGGGCUGCGGCGGCGGCGAGAAGCGCCGCUGCAGCGGCGGCGAAGAACGCGACCCAGCCGGCAGCGCCAGCGGCAGCCAAGGAGAACGCAACGGAAGCGGGCAAGCCGAGCACGGCGAGGGGCGUGGCCGGGAGUGUGGGCGCGGCUGGCGCCGCAGCGGCUGGCGCUGCCGCUGCCGCCGCCAAGGCCGCCAAGGGGGUGGUGGGAUCAGCAUCUGACGCGAUGGAGGCGGCAAUUGCUUGGAAAAACAAGUAUCUGAUGACGUACGAAACACUGAUGCGGAAAACCAAGUACUGGUCUCAAUUCUUUGGGAUGCAGGAGCGGGAGCAAAGGAGACUCCGAAAACUGGCAGAGGAGGAAGGGGCCAAGGCCAGGCUCGCCGCGGCGGCGGCCCAAAAUGCUUCACGCGAAGCCAAGCGUCAAGCCGCGGCGGCCAAACAUGCCUCACUUCAAGCCAAAGGAGCAGAGGCGGCUGCCAGGGAAGCAGAGGCGGCUGCCAGGAAGGACAGAGCUAGAGCGUUGAAGGCCGAAGCUUCUGCCAAGAGGGACGCCAGGAAGAUCGCUAAGGACAAGAUGCGGAUCCAGGGCGAGGUCGAGUGCUCGAAUGUUUUCCGUAACCAGACGCUGGAGGAGGUGAUCGUCGCCGGGAACGCCAUCAGAGUCCCUCACGGUGUGGCUUUGCACAUGAACCGUGACUCUGGACUGGUUGAGGCACACAGGUGCCCCAAUCCGAUGGCAUGUCCUAAUGUGACUUUGGACACUGCGGAAAACAUGGCCAACGACUCAAACUUGAACUGCAAGGUUCGUUUGCGCGAGACAUAUGUCUGUGCCAUUGGCUACAACGACACCAGAUUAGGUUGCGGAAGCUGUGCAGCUGGCUUCGGCCGUUCCACCGGCGAUCCAUUUAAGUGCGUGGAAUGUGGUUCUGCCAACGUCUUCCUUCAGCUCGCUGUGUAUUUGGGGCAGCCUACCGUCAUGUUCGCAUUGUCGGUCCAGAGUGCCUUGAAGGUGGGAGCCGAUCCGGUAAGCUCAGCAGCAAGCGAGCGGGAGUUGCUGAAGAUUCUCAUCAGCUACUGCGGCACCUCGGCAUUGCUUGGCUCCGUCCUACUCGCGGUGCCCUUUGUUGAAGAUCUCUCUGGCAAGGCGAAGGCAAGGCUUCAGGUUCUCGUCAAGACAGCAGACGCGGGGAGCCCCAUGACGUCCACAAGCCUCGACUGUUUCUUGGAAAUGUUUGGAAUGCCUCCAGCCGCCCCGCAGCUCGCCGCCUAUGCGACACUUGCCGUGCCCGGCAUCAUUAUGUUGUGUGCACUGGUCGGUGCGUCCUUCUUGAAGUAUGCCAGGGGUGUCCCCUUCAAGAGCUUCAUGUUAUUGUGCGCCGUCGUCGCCGGCAACCAAUUCAUCCCAAACACUGCGGGUACCACGGCGCAGGCGCUCCCAACAUUCCACACCCAGAAGGUCGUCGAGGGCGAGGCACAGUGGAUGAUGUCCUGGGCGCCCUGGCUGCCAGACAAGGGCCGGUUUCAGCUGCUGCUGCUCACAGCGCCGGUGCUCCUGGCGACAGUGGCCGCUGGACCCGUGAUGUGGCUGAUGCUCCUCCGGUCGGGCGGAGAAGCGGCGCCGGGCGGCGACAAGGGCGAGGCCGCGGACGACGGCAGCGGCGGGGAGGCCCGGCCAGCCGACAGUAGUGCGGCCAGCGCUGCGCACGUCGGCGGUGCCCGCGAGGGCGCCGGGGGCGGCGGGGCGACGGGCCUUGCGGCGGCCGACGCCGAGCCGCAGGGGGACAGCGCGGGUGCCAGCGCGGCCCUGUCGGGCUCGCCGGAGCCAGCGCAGGAGCCGGAGGAGCCGCAGGGGCUGCACCGCGCAGCAGACGCCGCAGCAGACGCCGCAGCAGACGCCGCAGCAGCAGGCGCGGCCUGGCUGCGCGAGGCAGCCGCAGGUUCUAACGCGGUCGCGUACUUGGCAGGCAGCUACAGAGCGGGAUGUGCCUGGUGGUGGGAGGCCUUCCGCUUGAGCAAGAACAUGCUUCUGGCCUUCGUGUGCAGGGCUUCCCCCAUGUCAUACUCGCCGUCCGCGCUGCUUUCGCAAGUCGGCGUGGUCCUCAUCACCUUUCUUGCAGUACAUUCUUACUUCCAGCCGUACACCGACCGGAAGCUCAACAUAGUCGAGGCGAUCGCUGUAAGCACAAUGGUCAUUGUAGUCAUGGCCACCUCAUUCCUGAUUGCUGGUUCGUGGAGCAUCACUCCACAGACGGAGACAAUCGUGCUCAUGUUGACCGCGAUGGCCAUGAUCGUCACAUUCUUCAUGCUGUCACUGAUGUACUUGAGGGCGAAAUUCUACAAGCAGCCCGCGGUGGCACAGGAAGCACAGGAGGGGGAGGUCGUGUCCAUCGACGAGAGGGAGGUCGACAGAACUCUGGGCGACGAGGAGAUGGAGCCGGAGGGGCCGCAGGCGAGGACGCCCGCUUGA
This is a messenger RNA of Prorocentrum cordatum, 2871 nucleotides long. NCBI's taxonomy places the organism in Eukaryota, Dinophyceae, Prorocentrales, Prorocentraceae. The record is from the annotation of a GenBank genome assembly.